UAUGGGCCAUAAACCACAUUUUUAUAUUCGUGGAAUUAUCACAUUUAAACUAUCACCGUUUGAACAAAAAGCAUUUUAUGGUUUUAUACAACAAGAUAUAAUUAAUAAUCUAUUGAUGAUUAUCAGGAAAUCACCGUUUUGGCUACCACCAUUUGCUAUAGGCUAUGCUGUUAUGCAAUGGGGUGAGAGAACGAAUGCAGCACUUCAGCGUAAAAAUCCAAAACAAUAUGAAAAUGAUAAAUAAAUACGUAAUUUGUGGAGGAGCACCA
Messenger RNA from Chrysoperla carnea, 269 nucleotides. RefSeq names its product cytochrome b-c1 complex subunit 8-like. The transcript is spliced from 2 exons. The record is from RefSeq and is a predicted model, not a curated record. Gene Ontology annotation, biological process: mitochondrial electron transport, ubiquinol to cytochrome c. NCBI's taxonomy places the organism in Eukaryota, Metazoa, Arthropoda, Insecta, Neuroptera, Chrysopidae. Bases 2 to 244 code for a protein of 80 amino acids.